AAAUAUUUAUACAUUUUAUCCAUCCACUUAAUGCAGUAUUAAUAUACCACAAAUUUCAACUGUUACUGAUAUUUCUAAAUAAAAUAGUUGCGGUUAAAUUAAAAUGUUUAGUUUAUCUAGACAAGUUUUGAAGAGUUCAUCAAGUGUGAUCAAUUUAUUGAGAAUGUCCACGACUCCAACGUACGAAACUCUUUCGGUGACGGUGCCAAAAGAGUUUGUUUAUCAUGUAGAAUUAUCAAGACCGGAAAAAUUAAAUGCUAUGAACCGGACUAUGUGGUUGGAAAUUGGAAAAUGUUUCGAAAAUUUGGAUACAGAUGAGGAUUGUCGCGUAAUAGUACUUUCAGGUGCAGGAAAAUUAUUUACAGCUGGUUUAGAUUUGAGUGAUGCCACCCAGGCGGAAAUAAUUGCCUCAUCGGAGGACGACGUGGCCAGAAGGGCGAAGAAGCUUUACGAUACUAUCACCAAAUACCAAGACGGAAUAACGUCAUUAGAAAAAUGCAGAAAACCAGUAAUUGCAGCCAUUCAUUCGGCAUGCAUAGGUGGUGGCAUUAACAUUGCGACCGCCGCCGACAUGAGAUACUGUACCAAAGAUGCGUGGUUCCAAGUCAAAGAAGUUGAAUUAGGAAUUGCUGCAGAUGUGGGCGUAUUGCAAAGACUUCCGAAAGUUAUUGGUUCCGACAGCCUGGCGAGGGAGUUGUGCUACACAGCCAGAAAGUUACACGCAGCUGAAGCUUUGAGCUGUGGACUUGUUCAAGAAGUGUUUGAAGACAAAACACAGAUGUUGAACAAGGUAUUAUGUGUAGCUGAGGAAAUAGCUAAAAAAAGUCCAGUUGCGGUACAAGGAACGAAAUAUGCUCUGGUUUAUGCACGAGAUCAUACUGUACAAGAAGGUCUUGACCAACAGAAACUGUGGAACCAAGCGAUGUUACAAAGCGAAGACGUCCGCAAUGCCAUUACUGCGAUGCUAACUAAAGAAAAACCUGUAUUUUCAAAAUUGUAAAUUGAUAUUAUUGGUUGUUUUU
Aethina tumida (small hive beetle) is the source of this 1022-nucleotide messenger RNA. Its product is annotated as delta(3,5)-Delta(2,4)-dienoyl-CoA isomerase, mitochondrial. The coding region runs from base 104 to 1000 and encodes 298 amino acids. The record is from RefSeq and is a predicted model, not a curated record. The transcript is spliced from 6 exons. Gene Ontology annotation, molecular function: delta(3,5)-delta(2,4)-dienoyl-CoA isomerase activity. NCBI's taxonomy places the organism in Eukaryota, Metazoa, Arthropoda, Insecta, Coleoptera, Nitidulidae. Gene Ontology annotation, cellular component: mitochondrion.